This is a messenger RNA of Labrus mixtus (cuckoo wrasse), 1450 nucleotides long. RefSeq names its product extracellular matrix protein 1a (gene ecm1a). The record is from RefSeq and is a predicted model, not a curated record. Gene Ontology annotation, biological process: signal transduction; regulation of bone mineralization. The transcript is spliced from 3 exons. Gene Ontology annotation, cellular component: extracellular region. The coding region runs from base 82 to 603 and encodes 173 amino acids. Lineage: Eukaryota; Metazoa; Chordata; Actinopteri; Labriformes; Labridae.
CACAGUCUCCAUCCCCUCGUACAUAAUAAAAGCCGGUCGCUCUCACUGAGAAAACACCAGUUUGUUGGAGAGAAUGCAGCGAUGAUUUCAAUGGGACGCCUCACAGGAUUUUGGAUAAUUGCACUGCUGACUCUUUAUGGAUCAGAUGUGGGAGAGUCCAAAGGAAACUCUCUCAAUGAGCCUGACAUCCCCUUCCCGCCUGCUCGUCCUACCCCUCAGAACCUCGCUGCCAUCUGCCAUCAGGGUCAGGGUCGUCCCAGGUACCCGGCCAGCUUCUUCUCACGCUCCGGUGGCAGCCGUUACCGUCGCCUUGGAAACGCCAUCAACCGUCUGGAGUCCUGGUACAGUUCAUGCUGCAGCGGAGAGGAGAGCCAGAUCCUCUGCUGCACCACACAGGCGUGGAAACAGACCCUGUCUCAGUUCUGUGUGGAGGAAUACUCGACGAAGACUCUUGCGUAUGAGUGCUGUGAGGACAGAGGAGACGCACGCUGGAUCUGCUUCAACAGCGAGCUCCCAAACCCAGACUACAACCCAACACCAGGGUACACUGCACCUGCAGUCCCCCCACAGCCAGAAUUCACUUUCAAUGCAAGUGCUUGCUAAAGGUUCAAAGAGGGUGCAGUUUGAUAGAGACAUCAUAAGAGUAAAAGUAUAUGGUGGUACAACAAAGAUUUUUGGAGACCAUUUUGGAAUGAGAUUAGUUUAAUAUACUCAGAUGUAGACACAAAGAAAGAACAAUAAAUGCUGAUUUUUUUUUUUUUUUUUUAAUACUCUAGCUGAUAACUGAAUGUCCUGCAGAUUACAGAUGUUAAGAGGAGGACAGGACAUGCUUGUUGUGUUAAUAAAGCAUUAAGAGCACAAGAGCUGAAGUUGAUUAUUUUGACCCGUUCUAGGCUAUGGGAAAAAACCUUAUUAAGUUGCAUGUGUUACCUGUUAUAACCCAAAAACAUUUUGGCCUGAGUGGCUUUCAUGGUUUCUGAUGUAGAAUUCUUAGUUAGAAAAAUAAAGAUGGAAUAAAGACAUGAAAGUUUCCAUGUUUUUUUUCUGUACAAUGAUAGGCCAUUUUCCAAGUUGAUAACAAAUUUUGUUUCAAAUAGUAAAAAAAAAAAAAGUGUGAGUUUAUGGUUUUAGUCUUGAAGUGAUGUGAUUAAAAACAUUCAGACAGCUAAUAACACAAGUGUCCACCAGGGGUCACUGUUGGGUACCAUGGUUGGAGGUGGGACAUUCACACAUUAGCGAUGAUUGAGAAAACUUUAAGAGGGAACGUGUAGUGUUUAUUAAUUCAAAUAUUUGAUCAAUAACUGGUAAAUGUCUUAUAUCGUUCAGACUGGUACGUUUAUAGACUUUAAAUAGUGGGUACGCACCUGUGAGUGAACUGGGAUGGUCACGUGAUCCAGAUCCACAGCAACCAAAAAAUGACAAACAGUUCCUGCCUGCAGGGCUUCAAAAU